This is a messenger RNA of Perca flavescens (yellow perch), 3341 nucleotides long. RefSeq names its product tubulin gamma complex component 4 (gene tubgcp4). The record is from RefSeq and is a predicted model, not a curated record. Gene Ontology annotation, biological process: cytoplasmic microtubule organization; microtubule nucleation; mitotic cell cycle. The coding region runs from base 155 to 2152 and encodes 665 amino acids. Gene Ontology annotation, molecular function: gamma-tubulin binding; microtubule minus-end binding. The transcript has 18 exons. NCBI's taxonomy places the organism in Eukaryota, Metazoa, Chordata, Actinopteri, Perciformes, Percidae. Gene Ontology annotation, cellular component: microtubule organizing center; spindle pole; gamma-tubulin complex.
CAGAGAGACGGAACGUAGUUUACGUCUUUGCCCCGUGAUGCGCUGCGUCGUGACGUAGCCAACCUGCGACAGCUCGGGCGGCAGUUUGUUUUGGUGGCUGAAUGAGAUGCUCCCACCUGCAUUUUCAACGUUAACCAACUAAAGGCGAAUUAACAUGAUCCACGAGCUGCUGCUGGCGUUGAGCGGAUACCCUGGGACGAUUUUCACAUGGAACAAACGAACAGGUUUGCAGGUGUCCCAGGACCUUCCCUUCCUUCACCCCAGUGAGUCCAGUGUCCUCAACCGGCUCUCUAAACUGGGCUCAGAUUACAUGCGCUUUACCGAGUUCAUAGAACAACACACAGGCCAUGUGCAUCAACAAGAACAUCAUACGAACCAGCCUAACCAGACGGUGCUUCAUGGAAUUUACUUGCGGGCUUUCUGCACAGGGCUGGACUCCAUACUGCAGCCGUACAGACAGGCCCUGCUGGACCUCGAACAAGAGUUUCUUGGAGAUCCACACCUGACAAUAUCUCAUGUGAAUUACAAGCUCGAUCAGUUCCAGUUGCUGUUUCCUUCUGUGAUGGUGGUUGUAGAGUCAAUAAAAUCACAGAAGAUCCAUGGCUGUCAGAUCCUGGAGACGGUGUACAAGCACAGCUGUGGGGGGCUUCCUCCUGUACGCAUGGCCUUGGAAAAGAUCCUCGCCGUGUGCCAUGGUGUGAUGUACAAGCAGCUCGCAGCUUGGAUGUUGCAUGGAUUGCUGCUGGACCAAAGCGAGGAGUUUUUCGUGAAGCAGGGGCCCAGUGCGGGAGGAGCUGCCGCCAACCAGGAGGAGGAGGAGGAGGACCUGGGGCUGGGGGGCUUGAGCGGGAAACAGCUCCGAGAACUCCAGGAUCUGAGGCUGAUCGAGGAGGAGAACAUGCUGGCCCCGUCUCUGCAGCAGUUCUCGCUGCGGACAGAGAUGCUUCCUUCUUACAUUCCCAUCAGGGUGGCUGAGAAGAUCCUCUUUGUUGGAGAGUCCGUCCAGAUGUUUGAAAACCACAACCACAGCCCAUCGAGAGCUGGCUCCAUACUGAAGCACCAGGAGGACAUGUUUGCUGCCGAGCUGCACAGACUCAAACAGCAGCCUCUUUUCAGCCUGGUGGAUUUUGAAAAUUUGAUUGAUCGCAUCAGGAGCACAGUGGCAGAGCAUCUUUGGACGUUAAUGGUGGAGGAGUCGGAUCUGCUCGAACAGCUCAAGAUUAUUAAGGACUUCUACUUGCUGGGUCGUGGCGAGCUCUACCAGGUUUUUAUUGACCUCGCGCAGCACAUGCUGAAGACGCCUCCGACAGCCGUCACUGAGCACGAUGUGAACGUGGCCUUUCAGCAGGCGGCUCAUAAGGUGCUCCUGGACGACGACAACCUCCUGCCUCUGCUGCACCUCACUGUGGACUACCAGGGCAAAGACAAAGAGGCGACAGGCUCCAGAGAUGGAGCCACUCCUCCCCAAGACACCUCCCCUCGUGAGGUCCCUCCCACAGGUUGGGCGGCUCUCGGUCUCACCUACAAGGUCCAGUGGCCGCUGCACAUCCUCUUCACUCCCGCCAUCUUGGAGAAGUACAACGUUGUGUUCAGGUACCUGCUGAGUGUGCGGCGGGUGCAGUCGCAGCUGCAGCACUGCUGGGCUCUGCAGAUGCAGAGGAAACACCUCAAGUCCAGCCAGACCGACGCUGUGAAGUGGCGACUACGCAACCACAUGGCGUUCCUGAUUGACAACCUGCAGUACUACUUGCAGGUGGACGUGCUGGAGUCCCAGUUCUCUCAGCUGCUUCAGCAGAUCAACUCCACCAGAGACUUUGAGAGCAUCCGACUGGCCCACGACCACUUCCUCAGCAACCUGCUCGCCCAGUCCUUCAUCCUCCUGAAGCCGGUAUUUCACUGUCUAAAUGAGAUCCUGGAGCUGUGUCAGACCUUCUGCUCACUGGUCAGUCAGAGUGUGAUGUCACUGGACGAGAGGGGAACCGCUCAGCUGGAUAUCCUGGUCAAGGGCUUUAGACGGCAGUCCUCCUUGCUGUUUAAAAUCCUUUCGAGUGUGAGGAACCAUCAGAUAAACUCUGAUCUGGCUCAGCUGUUACUGCGACUGGACUACAACAAAUACUACACCCAGGCUGGAGGCACUCUGGGCAGUAUUUAAGAAGAGCGCAAAGGAUUCAGAUAUGGAGACGUUUCCAUCUAAGCCAAGAAGAAACUCCCAUCAGUCUUGUCCUUUUGCUCACCCAAGUUAUACAAUCCUUUUCCUCACUCAUUUAGAUAGUUUUUGAUUUACAUCCAGAGACGUUCACAUAUGUCCUCUGAAACUUCUGCCGCCACCUCAAUAAAACAGAGGAUGGGAUUGUGUUUGUGGCGCUCUUGGCACUGAAAAAUGACAACAAAAAAACCAACAGCAAAGUUUGCUCAGACACAAUGACAUCACUGUAGGCAGAUUUGAGUGGGACUAUUUCUUUGGUAGAAAGUAGUUCCAGUGACAUCUGAUCAUUGAGGUCUGUGGAACACAUAAUGAGACAAGCCUGGUUAUGAUUGAGCCUCACAAACUCAAGCUUUCAUAAUCUUCAACAAUUACAGCCUGAUUUAAGAACGGUUUAUUUUAUUUAAGCAAUAGUUCAACAUUUUAGGAAAUCUGCUUCAAGGUGUAAAGCAUUAUACCACUCGCAUCUGUUAAAGAAGAAGCUACAGAGGUCGACACCUGUACACCUGUAGCAUGCAGACCAACUUUACCAACGCACCUCGCCUUCAUCCUGGCCACAGCUAGCAGACCGUUGGCUAAGCUUAGCAUAAACACCUUUGGACGUAGCCUGCCAGGCUGCUUGUUUCCACUCUUCAUGCUAAGCUAAGCUAAGCGUUUCCUGGCUGUAGAUUUAUUUUUAGCAUCAAACGUGAGUGCUUUAGAUUUUUUUAUCUAACUCUCGGCAAGAAAGUGAAUAAGCGGAUUUCUCAAAAUGUUGGAACUAUUCCUUUAAAGAACUGAAGUAGUUUCACGCAAUACAUUACUUUGAGCUGCUGUUAAAUGUUAAACUGUCAUUUUUCAAGGCUGUGAACUUUACAAAGUUACAUUUACUUCCACAGUAUAGGGCCGAAACAAAUGUUAUUUGUGUUUUGGGUGAGGCGGCCCUUGUAUAAACUGUAAAUAUUGAAAACCUUGUUACUUGUACCAUUUUUUUCUGUAGAGAAAAUGAACGUAAACCUGUUAAAAUGAAACGAGGGUCACAAUUUAUUAUCCCAUAAAAACAGACAGGAUAACGUUAUAUACAGAAAAGGCAUGCAACAGAACUAAUGCUGAACAUUUAACAUGGUCGAAGGCAUUUUGCACAUCAGUCAGAUUAUGA